Molecule: messenger RNA, 3099 nt
Organism: Xenia sp. Carnegie-2017
Lineage: Eukaryota; Metazoa; Cnidaria; Anthozoa; Malacalcyonacea; Xeniidae
Product: glutamine-dependent NAD(+) synthetase-like
Exons: 11
Coding region: 24-2459 (811 amino acids)
Biological process (GO): NAD+ biosynthetic process
Cellular component (GO): cytoplasm
Molecular function (GO): ATP binding; glutaminase activity; NAD+ synthase (glutamine-hydrolyzing) activity
Source: RefSeq, a predicted model, not a curated record
AUUCAAAACAAUAACAUUCCAAUAUGAUUCACGAAGCGAAAGCACAGUGUCCAUUCAUUCAAAAUUGUCGAAGCUCUUCCGUGAUGGCUUGUAGAAAGAUUACUCUAGCUGUGUGCUCGCUAAAUCAAUGGGCCUUGGACUUUGAAGGCAAUCUGAAGCGAAUCCUACAAAGUAUUGGCGAAGCGAAAGAAAAAGGGGCUUGCUACAGAUUGGGUCCAGAGUUGGAAGUGUCAGGUUAUAGUUGCGAGGAUCAUUUUUUCGAGGAUGAUACAUUCAUGCACUCAUUUCAAGUUCUGGAAAGUAUUCUUAAGUCUCCAGUUGCCCAGGAUAUUAUCUGUGACAUCGGCAUGCCAGUCAAGCACAAGAAUGUGCGAUACAAUUGCAGGGUGAUAUUUUACAAUUGCAAGAUAUUGUUGAUUCGGCCUAAAAUGAUAAUGGCAAAUGAUGGCAACUAUCGCGAGCUUCGAUGGUUUUCACCUUGGGAAAAGACAAGGCAAACAGAGGAUUUUAUGCUACCCAAGAGCAUCAAGGAGAUAACUGGGCAAACAAGUGUUCCCUUUGGCGAUGCAGUUAUCUCUACCAAUGAUGCCACUUUCGGAACAGAAUUAUGCGAGGAAAUGUUCGUCCCGAAUUCGCCGAGCGUACACAUGGGUCUUGAUGGUAUUGAAAUAUUCACCAACCCAAGUGGAAGCUAUCAUGAACUGAAAAAACUUCAGAAGAAAAUAGACUUGAUUCAGAGUGCAACGAAGAAGACCGGGGGCGUGUACUUGUAUGCUAAUGCGAGAGGAUGUGACGGUGGUCGGAUCUACUUCGACGGAUGCUCGUUUAUCGCCGUCAAUGGCGAAGUUGUUGCCCAAGGGGAGAAUUUUUCUCUCCAAGAAGUUGAGGUGGUCACGGCAACCUUGGAUUUGAAUGACGUUUCGACGUAUCGAGGAAAGACUAGUUCGUGUCAAAAACAGGCCGCCAAGUCGGAUAAGCGAUAUCAUCGGCUUUACCUUGAUCAAUACUUGUGCAAGGAUGACCCGCUCAUGCCCGUAAAUGAGCCCGUGGAAAUUAAAGUGCUUACUAAUGAGGAAGAGAUAAGUCUUGGUCCCGCUUGUUGGAUGUGGGAUUACUUGAGGCGGAGUGGUAUGGCUGGUUUCUUCUUGCCGCUCAGUGGAGGUAUUGAUAGCUCAUCCGUCGCCUGUUUGGUUGCUUCUAUGUCGCGUUUGGUCUGUCAGGCGGUGAACAAUGGGAAUGCACAGGUACUAGAGGAUGUUAGGAGGAUAGUGGGAGAUACGGGAUAUAUACCGACCAACCCGAACGAGUUUGCCAAUCGUAUCUUCGUUACGUGUUAUAUGGGUAGUGAAAAUUCCUCGGAGGAAACGCGUACUCGUGCCAAAGAAUUGGCUAGUGAUGUGGGCAGUUAUCAUAUGGAUUUAAAAAUCGACAACAUUGUGCUUGCUUUCCUUGGUGUGUUCUCUGCUUUCACUGGAAGAAUGCCUCAAUUUGGGGUGAACGGUGGUACGGACAGAGAGAAUCUCGCGAUGCAGAACAUUCAAGCGCGUAUACGCAUGGUUUUGGCUUAUCUUUUCGCUCAACUUAUUAUGUGGGUAAGAGGUAGAAAUGUUGGACUGUUGGUUCUUGGCUCUGCAAACACAGAUGAAAGCUUGCGUGGAUAUUUGACGAAAUACGACUGCUCGAGUGCCGAUUUAAAUCCCAUCGGUAGCAUCAGUAAGGCGGAUUUAAGAUCAUUCGUGCUCUAUUGCAUGGAGAAUUUUCACUUUACCUCGCUCAUAUCCAUACUGGAUGCACCACCUGCCGCCGAGCUCGAGCCCCUGGCUAACGGUCAAAUCCAACAGAUGGAUGAGGAGGAUAUGGGGAUGACAUACGAAGAGUUGUCGGUAUUCGGGAGCCUUCGCAAGAUACACUCGUGCGGGCCAUAUCGCAUGUUUUGCAAACUGUGCGAUUCAUGGCGCAGAAGACACGAACCUUCUGUGAUUGCCGAGAAAGUGAAAAAGUUUUUCAAAUAUUACGCCAUAAACCGGCACAAAAUGACCGUGAUUACUCCAGCUUACCACGCGCAAUCUUAUUCCCCAGAUGACAACAGAUUUGACCUACGCCCAUUCCUGUACAGAGUCGCGUGGAAGUGGCAGUUCCGAUGUAUCGACGAGCAAGUUCAACGUGCCAACGAACAGUUGGAACAGGUCAUGCGCACAAGCGACACACAAGAACCUUUCUCAAUAGUUGAGACUAAUGCACCAACUAACGUAAAUACCGUAGACGAACAAAGCGCCGAGACUCGAACAAACAUCAAAACUGAAAAGGAUUUCACCGAGGAACAGGAUGAUGUCAGCAGGAGGUUGAAACCGUUGACCCAAAUUGAAAAAAAGCGUAAGCUUGCAACAGCACCUUCUUAUCCCAAAGUGAAGUUGGUCAGUCUUGCGCCACCUUCUUCUGGUUACCGAUUUUCUAAAUAACAUCCACGUCAAGCUGUUGGUCGUACAGUUCAGUGCUGUCCUGACUGAAAAGAACUGUUUGUGUUAGACACUUGUCGUCGUCGAUGUAGACAGACCUCGGGACUCUUCUAAUCUGGACGAUCAAGCACCAUAAACAUGUUAACGAUACUUCCUGGUUCAAACCCUGCACUUUGUUGUUUUUUUGUAACAGUACUUGCACCGCACCAUAGCUAAAUGCUCGCCAUGUUCAAUGGUGGUUUUCCUUUACACCAUAUACCUUGCACAAUAAACGCAUUCGUCGCCUACAAUUCAAGACAAAGUCAUCGCUAGAAUGUUAGAAAAUUGAAAAAAACUACAACGCGAGCGUCAGUCAAAAUGUGAAGCUGUGUUACGUUUUUUCGUGGUUUUUGUUCGCUGUACUAUGUUGAUCGUUGUGCAAAAAAACCACGAAAAAAAACACUGAAAAUACGAAACUCCAGCUUUACAAUGCAUGGGAGAUAAACACGCGAUAAAUUUUUUUAUAUGAAAUGGGCAACAGCUACGGCUUGUAGGUACAAACAACAUACGUAUGCUUUACACAUGUAAACACUCACAUAAUUUUCAAGUUUUUUCAUAAGAAAUUUUAAAUAAGACUGUUUUAAUAAAUAUCGCCAAGCACAAA